ACCAGCGGUAUAUUAAAGGAGUUCCCCAGAUCGGACACCUCGUGGUGCAUAUAAACAGCGGGUUGUCUAAAGCCAGCCAUUAGCUAGAGUCUGAAAUGGAGGACCUUGGUAACCAGAGAAGGAGUUCGGAAAAGCGAAGGGAGAGACGAGGUAGUGAUCGCAGCGGAGCCCCUCGUCCCAGACCUCCUCGGAGGCCGCGGGCGGUGGGGAGGAGCAGUGAUGUGGGCCCCAGACCUCAGUCCACCAGAACUAGGAGACCUCCUCAGAGACGCAGUCUGGUUUGUUGCCUCGGCCACCAGUGACUCCUCAUCUCUGUCUCUCUCUAAUGUGUCAGAGGUCAGUGUUGGAUGAGGUGAAGGAGUUCACACCGUGUCUGGCAGUGGACCCAGCUCUCCUCCGCAGAGCCAACAACAAGAAGUACACUGGACUCCAUCGCUGCUGUACUCACUGUACCCCCAGCAGCAAGAGUAAGAACACGGGAGACAUUCCUGGAAUGUGUGGACUGGUUGACAUCCUGAGACUGGAGGGUGGAAAGUUCAGGAGACUGCCUUACCGACUCGUUCCCUACCUCUCGUUUGUGGUGCAGCAGCCGAUGACCUGUCAGAGAGACCAUCACAAAGCCACCCUCUCCUCCUCACGUGUCCAGGAAGCCAUUACCAAGUGUGCCUCAGAUGCUGAUGAUCAUGGGAAAGGUGGUGGUAGGAAGGAGCAGGAGAAGAGAGCGGCCGGGAUUGUGUCCGCCAUGUCCUCAGCUGUCUACAGACCUCUCGUGAGGCUCAUUGCGUGGCUGUUCUUCUGGACAUUUGGACACAUGUUUGAGAGACUAGACAUCCAGCACAGCCACACAGCCAUGCUGCUCCAGGCACAGGAGAGAGGAGUGCCGAUGGUUUUCCUGCCCAGCCAUAAGAGCCACAUGGAUUACCUCAUCAUGACCUUUGCCCUCUUCUCUCUGGGCAUCAGAAUACCUCGGGUUGCCGCUGGCGACAACCUCAGACUCCCGUUUGUCUCGUGGCUGGUGACUCAUCUGGGAGGGUUCUUUAUCAAGAGAAAGUUGGACGUUUCAGACAAGAAAGAUGUUCUAUACCGCAGAUGCCUGCAUGAGUAUAUGGAGCAGCUGCUGCAGUCAGGAGAGAGUCUGGAGUUCUUCCUGGAGGGAAGCAGGUCCCGCAGUGGCAAACCAUGCACCCCCAAAGCCGGCCUCCUCUCUGUCGUCGUCGACACUGUCAGAGAAGGUCUGGUGGAGGAUGUACUGGUGGUUCCUGUCAAUAUCUCUUACGACAGAUUAGUGGAGACGACGUUUGUCAAGAAUGAGCUGAUGGGAGGAGAGAAAAGACCAGAGACUUUGAGGGAGGCUUUGAAAGGGGUGUGGUCUUUUAUCACCCGCAGAGUGGGCGUGGUUAGAGUCGACUUCUCUCAACCUUUCUCCCUGCAGGAGUUCCUGUCCAAAGCUGUGAUAGCCAAAGGUUCUCUACUGGAGAUGUCCCAAGUCUCAAGACGUGGUUCAACUGUCAACCUGACACAGAGUUACCAUCGCAGACUGGUCACUGCUCUCUCCUACCACAUCAUGUAUGACAUCACCCUCUGCACCAGCCUCACCCCCACGUCCAUGGUGUCCUUCCUCCUCCUCAACAAGUUCAGACAAUAUGGAGCCACCAUUGAUGAGCUCAUUGAUGGCUACCUGCAGCUGGAGAGACUGGCUGAACUACACGGGAGGUGAAUGAUCUUGAUCUCUUUUCUUGUUUCUUCGUUCAUGUUUCUCAUUUUCUUUUCCUUCAUUUCAGAGUCAUCAGUUCCUACCUGUCGGCCGGAGAGGCUGUACAUUACGCGCCUGCACUACAUGUCCAAUCUGGUUACCGUUAGCAACACUGCCUGUGAGCGACCAUCUAAACGGGUCGUUGCCAGUAGCAACAAGAGGAUCAGGCCGGUUGCUAAGUCUCACAGAUGUGUUUGAGAUCUCUACCACCUGUCGAAUCAGACUGCUCCUCUGCUGGACAGGCAUGCCAUCAUCGCAUACAGUGUCUUGUCAGUAUCCAGGGACACAGCAAGAGAAACAUCAAUCAGGACAAGGUGGUGGAGACGGGCCAGCCCCGGCUCAGAUACUGGCACGCGAGUUCAUCUUCACUCCUCCGUGUGAGACUUGACAGUCGCUCUUACUCGAUAGUCCUUUGACGCUUUGUCAAUUCCGAGGUGCUGAAGAGGGUGGGGUCUUGUGACCAUGGUACAGGAGACCGUGUAUCUGGACGUGGAUGACGAUGAUGGAUGAGUAUGUCCCUGUCAUUGAGUACCAGCUGGGAGAGAGGAGGGGAAGGCCCGUCUCUCUCUCUUUGCCUCCGUUCUGGAGCCCCUGGUGGAGAGCUACUGGCUGACCACCACCCCGCUCCUCCUCCUCCUCCCCCCUCUCCCCCCGACCACUUCCUCACUGAGUCUGGGCUGGUGGGUCAUGUCCAGACCAUCGCCAAGGCUAAAGCUGAGAAGGCUCAGCUGUAUCGAGUUGAGAGCUGCUCAUCAGACACCAUCAGGAAUGCAAUCAAGAUCCUGCAGGACCGUCAAGUUCUGGUUCCAGCACAGAAUGGAGACGGCAGCACACCACAUACUCAGUCACUGGAGGUUGCCAAUAGCAACCUCCUGGUUGACAUCAUCAAGCAACUGACUCUACUUCGUAGCUAAUCUUUCUCUCGUAGUUCAAUCUCUCCACUCUGUUCCGAGGAAUCAUGAACUCUACUUGUGAACUGAUGUAUCAUGAACUAUUGUUGAACAU
Geodia barretti is the source of this 2758-nucleotide messenger RNA. NCBI's taxonomy places the organism in Eukaryota, Metazoa, Porifera, Demospongiae, Tetractinellida, Geodiidae. The record is from the annotation of a GenBank genome assembly.